UAUGAUGCUCCUUCCCCUUCAACAAUCUGGUUCACUACGAUCUGGUUCCCCACGGCGAACGACAAACCAUACUUGACGCAAACGGAAAACCCUACACUAUGCAAUCUGGUUCGUGACAAAACGAAAAACCCCCACACGAUGCUCCUUCACUCCGCCAACCCUACAAAUUUGUUUCAUUGAUUCUGGUCCAGCGAUUGAAAAGAUAAUCAGCCGUAUAGGAUCGAUCGAACAGAAUGGGUUGGUACAUUAGGGACGAGUAUGAUGAUUUCAUUCCAAAUCGUGAUUACAAAGGAAACCCUAGUGUUUAUGCAAAAAUCUUCUAUGGUGGAUCUUUUAGGAGGUUUCCAAGCAGCAGGUAUCUACAACGAAGGUCAGCGUAUGUGGAUUACAUCGACAUUGAUGAGUUUUCUGUUCAUGAAGUUGAUUGGAUGAUGUGAGAACUAAAGUUGUUCAAAGAAAAGGUGCCACUUUAUUAUCAUUUUCAAAUACCAGGUAGAGAUUUAGAUACUGGUUUGGUAGCUUUAGGGUGUGAUGCCGAUGUUCGUAACUUGGCAAAAUAUGUGGGUGACAAUAAGUUAAUCAACUUUUACAUUGAACAUGGAACAUCUAUGGUUGAUACUUAUUUAAAAUCACCUGAGGGAUCUAGGGUUGUUAUUGAGGAAUUAGUAGAGGAAAACCAUGAGAUUGUUGGUGUUAGACAAAACAAAAAGAAGCUGGUACCUAGAAGGAGAUUGAUGCUUGAGUAUGUUGAAGGGUCCUCUAGUGCUAAUAAGAAUACAAGUAAUAUAGAGACUGAGACUGAUAAUGCAGUAGGUAACAAUGAUAAUGCAGUAGGUAACAAUGAUAAUCCAGUAGUUAACAAUGAUAAUCCAGUAGGUAACAAUGACAAUCCAGUAGGUAACAAUGAUAAUAUAGAGAUUGAGACUGAUAAUGCAAAAGAGGGUACAUGUGUAGAUGGUUUUAACUUUGAUGACAUUGAUUUUUCUGGAGUAUUCCUAAACAAUGAGGGUCAUAAGGAUAAUGAGGGUGAGGUGAAUUGUACGAAUGAGAAUGAGGGUAAUAGGGAGGCUGAGGAUAAGGGUGGUAGUGAGGAUGAGGGUGGUAGUAAGGCUGACUGUUCUCAUCAAAGUGAGAAUGAGGGUGAUGAUUCAGAAGACAGUGACUACAUAGUUGAUAAUGAUUAUGAGGUGGAAGAAAUGGAAGUUGAUACGAGGGACUUCAAUGUUUUUGUAGAUGAGGAUGAAGAAUAUGUGGGCAGUCGUAAUUCUGGCAUUGAUGAUGUUAGAAAUGAAGUGGAUUAUGAAAAUGAAAUUGAUGACAACCUUAGCUAUGAAUCAUUUGAUAGCUUAACUGAUGAAUCAAUGGAAGAUUUUGAAACAAGAAGGAGCCAAAAGCUAAGGGAAAUCAGGAAUAAACAAAAGGUUAGCAUUUGUAUAACAACCCUAAACUGACACCUUCGUAAUAUUUUCUAA
Messenger RNA from Helianthus annuus (common sunflower), 1472 nucleotides. RefSeq names its product 5'-AMP-activated serine/threonine-protein kinase catalytic subunit alpha-like. The transcript is spliced from 3 exons. NCBI's taxonomy places the organism in Eukaryota, Viridiplantae, Streptophyta, Magnoliopsida, Asterales, Asteraceae. The record is from RefSeq and is a predicted model, not a curated record. Bases 609 to 1451 code for a protein of 280 amino acids.